Messenger RNA from Columba livia (rock pigeon), 1029 nucleotides. Its product is annotated as relaxin-3. The coding region runs from base 111 to 710 and encodes 199 amino acids. NCBI's taxonomy places the organism in Eukaryota, Metazoa, Chordata, Aves, Columbiformes, Columbidae. The transcript has 2 exons. Gene Ontology annotation, molecular function: hormone activity; G protein-coupled receptor binding. Gene Ontology annotation, cellular component: extracellular region. The record is from RefSeq and is a predicted model, not a curated record.
GGCGGCAGCGCGUGCGGCACGCGGGCCGGAGGCGGUUGGGCUCGAGGCCGCGAGCGGUUGGGCGGCCGGUGGGUCCGGGCGGGAGCGGAGCGGGGCGGACGGGCGGCGCCAUGGGGGCCAAACUGCGACUCCUCUGCGCCGCGGCGGUGCUGCUGUGCGCGGCGCCGCCGGGGCAGCCCAGCGCCCGGGGCGCGGUGGCCGCCGUGCUCCCUGCAGGCGAGGGGGACGGGUACGGGGUGAAACUGUGCGGCCGGGAGUUCAUCCGCGCCGUCAUCUUCACCUGCGGCGGGUCCCGCUGGAAGCGGCUGUCCCUGCUGGCGAUGGAGCCGCCGCCCGCGGCCGAUUCUGUACGAACAGCAAGUAACAAACUACUGGGAAACUUCAAGCUGCGAUCAAUUUUGGGCCCUGAAGUGGAGCAGCUGCAGCAAAGCAGCCCGUUUCUUGGAUGGGAGACGUUUAAGGACUUGUAUAGUUUAAAUGACUAUAAUGAAUAUGUACCUGUGGCAGAUGACUUCAAAGAACUUGUUCAUCAGGUGGAAGAAGCUGUUCAGAAGGACAGGGGAGGAACGGGCAUUACAAACCCUGAGGGAUCAAAUAGUUAUCUUUGGGCCAGGUAUCCCAGAAGAAAACGGGAAUCUCUGGGUUUGGCAGGAAUGUGUUGCAAAUGGGGAUGUACAAAAGCUGAAAUUAGCACUAUAUGCAGAGUUUAAAAUCCUUUCUUCACUUGUGCAUGAAAUCAAUGUUUGUUGCAGUGCUACAUGAUUGAAUACUCUAUGGAGAAAGAAAACUCACUGUAUUUUAUUUUGUCUGUAUGUGUCAAUCAAUACUGCUGUUUUUCUUUAAAGAAAAAAUAUUAAAAAGGUGCCAGAAGUGUAACUGUAACAAUUUUAUUUUUGCUGCAGGAACUUUUAAUCUGUAUUUUUUACUAAGUCUUUUCAUUGUAAUGUUGAGCCUUUACAGCUAUAUUACAAAUAUCUUUGUAACACCUUAGGAAGAACUUCAGUGUUUCAUUAAAGUGUAAUUAUACUA